AUGGCCGCCGGCGAGGAGGGCCACACCGCCGCCGGGGCACCAGGCUACGAGAGCACCGCGCUGCCGGGCAGCGUGGCCGAGCGCGCCGCCCCCGAGGUCAAGGAGACGCCGCGGCGGAGCAGCGAGGGCGGCGCGGCCGCGGAGGGCGGCGCCGCGAGGAGGGGCAGCCUCUCGUCGCUGCUGCGGGGGGCGGCGCGCGGCAGGGAGGAGCCGCUGAAGGGGCAGGACGGCUGGCCCUCGCCUGCGCAGGCGGGCGAGAGGAGGAAUUCGGGCCCGGAGAUGCAGCGCAAGGGCUCCACGUUUUCUGGGCGGGCGCGCACAGCAGACUCUGCAGGGCUUGUGCAGGCCGACUUUGCCGAGGGGAGCGUGGGCAUCCGCGACCUCGACGUGCAGGACCUCCAGGAGCUGCGCGAGCUGAAGGAGGCGCGCGAGAGGCGAGAGCAGGAGCUCGUGAAUGCGUACAUCAAGAACCACUCCGAUGCGAUCGGGGGGAGGGCCUCCCUGCGCAGGAGUCAAUCCUCGAUCGCCAGGAUGACCUGGAAGCAGCUGGCUGUCCAUCGCCUGAUCAGUCACUGGGCGUUCGACUCGGGCAUGGGCGUGAUAAUCUGCUGCAACGCGAUGACCAUUGGCGUCGAGUCGACGUACACGGCAAAAGACAUUGCUCCGCCAACCUGGGUGGAGGUCGUGGAGUACAUCUUCAUAUCCGUGUACACGGUGGAGUUGGCGUUGCGCCUGUUCGUCGACAGACUCAAGGCUUUCCAGAGCCUCUGGGUAAAGUUUGACGCGUUCCUGGUGGCCUGCGGGCUCAUGGACAUAAUCGUGAAGAUCCUGGCGAACGGCAGCGACGUCCUGGCGAACGUCAUGCUCGUGCGCCUGCUCCGCCUCGCGCGGCUCGCGCGGGCGGCCAGGCUCCUGGUCCAGUUCAGGGUCUUGUGGCUGCUGGUGCAGGGGCUCAUUAACUCGUUCCUCACCAUCAUGUGGACGUUCGUUAUCAUGGUCGUCCUCAUUUACAUCUUUGCCGUCCUGGGGCUGGAGGUGGUGCGGCCCGACGAGGGCGCCGGGGAGGAGUACCAGAUAGCCGUCACGAUGUUCAACGACAGCCUCGGUCGCUGCAUGCUGGUGGGCUGA
Molecule: messenger RNA, 1128 nt
Organism: Prorocentrum cordatum
Lineage: Eukaryota; Dinophyceae; Prorocentrales; Prorocentraceae
Source: the annotation of a GenBank genome assembly